AUGCUUCCAGCCUCACCUCCAAGGAUGACAGGGAAUACAGGUCAGUUGCAACCUCAACAGCAACAACAGAAUACACAGAUACAGAUACAACAAGGACAGGGACAAGGACAAGGACAACAGGGACAGCAACAGGGACAGGAGUUGGAGACAGGUGUAUUAUAUUGUUGGGGCGAGAAGUACACGAAUAGACCAUCAUUCAACAGUUUGAUACCAAAUAUAGUUGGACUACAAUCUGGCUUCUCGCAUACGAUCGCUCUGAAUGCAGAGGGCGAAGUGUAUACAUGGGGCGAUAACAGGAGUUCACAACUAGGUGUCACGAGCGAGGCCAUCAGUCUGGCCAACCGUUGCGCGGAUGGCGCAUCGACAAAGCUGCGCAGUCUGUCACAGGAGAAGAACGGCGCCGUUUCAAGCUCACCAUUCACGCACUCUCCCGUGCCCGUGCCAAUCUCACCCAGCGUCUUCAACGGCCAGCGCGUCAAGAUGAUCGCCGCCGGAGGCUGCUACACUGCCGUCGUUCUCGAGAACGGACUGCUGUACACAUGGGGCACACUGGACGAUACACAUGCCAAUGGAAAGGCGCUUGUCACGCCAACUAAAGUUGAUCUGCUCAAGGGCGUCAGCUGCGUCGCGCUAGGACUCAAUCACGUGGCCGUCAUUGCUGAGACGGGCACACCGGAGCGUCGCGCGAUCUACACUUGGGGCUCCAACCGCAAGGGUCAGCUCGGUGUGCUUGGCGACUCAAUCACCAACGCGCCCAGGAAGGUCACACUCAGCGGCGCAAGGGCCAUCGCCGUGUCUUGUGGUGACGAGUUCACAGUGGCCAUCGUCGAAGGCAAUGAAGUCUUUGUCUGGGGCAACAACCGUGCCAAGCAGAUCGCCAGCAACACCACCGAUGAGAUCAUAUCGAUUCCCAUGAAACCAUUCAUUGGCCGCGACAUUGUCGAAGUCUCAUCAUCGCGUAACUACAUUGCCGCGCGCACUGGCGCCGGAAACAUCUGCCUCUGGGGCAACAAUGAGCAUAUCUGUCGCGCUGGCGAGGUCGACAAGAUCAUGAUCACUCUGCCAAACCGUGUCAAGCAGGUGUCGGCUGGAAUUACACACGUCCUGGCGCUCACCGAUAAGGGCGAGGUCUAUGUCAUGGGUGCUGCCGAGGACGGACAGCUGGGCACGGUCGAGGACAAGAAGCCAGUCACACAGUUUAAAAAGAUCGCGGCGAUGCUAGAAGGCCGCAAUGUACACUUUGUCCACGCUUGGGCGCGCAGCAGUUCCGCCAUCCUCGAGCCGGGCAACUUCAAGGUAGAGAUUGGCGAGACGAUGCGACGUCCCGAGAACGUCGACGCACCCGCUCCCUACUUUUUGCGAAGACUCAUUCAUUAUAUCCGCGGCGACAAUGCAAAGAAGGAGGGCGUCUUCCGUCUGUCUGGCUCCAAGUACAGGGUCGACGAGCUGGAGGGCCUGCUCGACAGUAGCAAGUACUUCUCAAUGUCCAACUACGAGGUGUUUGACGCAGCCGACAACAUCAAGCGAUACUUCAAGGGCCUACCCGAGCCCAUCUUCACAAACUCUCUGUGCGCCAAGUACGAAAAGACAUUGUCCAACACUGACGACAUCGACGAGCGUCGCGCACUGGUCAAGGAGUGGAUAGCACAGCUGCCUCGCGAGAACAGAGUGCUGCUCAUCUAUCUGCUCUCGUUCCUGGACGAGGUUGUCGACACGCAACUCAAGAGUCUGACGACCACGGCCAUGUCAGCCAAGAACUUGGCGCUGGUCUUUGCGCCAAACCUCCUGACCAAGGGCGAGAUUGGAAAUGACGACGUCAUCGAGCUGAUGAUCAACAUGUACAACGACAUCAUUGUCGACUACCCCGAGAUGGAGGGCGCCAUCAUCAUCGAUCAAGCCGUCGACUGCCUCGGCAGAAACUCACGCAAGGUGCCCUACGCCAUUGAUCUCUGGACGCGCACAAUAUCCAAGCGCGAGAAUGCCCGCCUGGCAUUCUUUGAGCCCAAGGUGCUCUCUACGAUUGUCGACAUGCUGGUCGAUGGCACUAUCGAUCUCCGCGGCGGAGGUGGCACGCCCCGUCCGCCCGCAACCCCCAGUACCGGUAUAUACAGUCCACACAACGAUGCCAUGUCUCCGACGCUGCUGUCCUACUCAUCGCCAGUGCACUCGCCCAAGAUGAACCGACUGUCCGCCGUGUCUCCACUGCUCAAGAUGAACGGCAACACAAGCCCUCUGAUUUUUGGCUCAGUGUCCAGCCCGCAACUGGUGUCGCUGCAGACUGGCAAUGGUGGUGGGGCCUCCCAGCUCAACCUCAUGGCCAGCGAUGUCCUCAAGCAUUACGAGCAGGUGCUUUCACUUUUGCUCUCGCCAAUCGUUCCCAUCAAGAGUAUUCUCAAGGUGCUGCCAUCAAUCGUCGAGAUCAAUGUAAAUGAUUUAUUUAUUAAGCUACUUCUGGAACUCAAGUUUGUCAGAUGUAUUACUUCCAAUAUUACCAACAACACAAACGAACUAAUAGCGACAAUCAAGAACAUCAGUACUCCAGCCAACUUUAACGAGCAUAUACUUUCAAUCAAUGCCAGCUUUGAAACUCUUUCCUCCGAUAUUUUGUACAUUGAUCAGAGCUUAAAGCAUUGGACAACAUCAUCACCAAUAGUACAAUUGUACGCGAAUCAGAUAUUGGAGUACUUUAAGUGGUGGCAGAGUAGCCAACAGAAGUUGUUGAGCGAGGCUGAGGAGAAAGUGCUGCGAUGGAAGAAGGACAUGGACAAGGCAGAGACCGAGAAGGCCAAGUACGAGAAACAAUUAGCCCAACUUGAAGCCACAGCAAUCGACUCUGAGGCGGCACGCAUCAAGCGGGAGUUUGACGUGUGGUCCUAUCGCAACCAGAUCGAGGUCGUCUCGGCCAAGAUGGACUACAACGCCUCGCAGAUGCAACGCUUCUCUGCAGAGAAGAGCAACCUGCAGCACAUGGUCGACGCGUUCAAGCAGCACUCGUUGUCUGUCGAGGAGUUUGUCAAUGCCUGCAACAACAGUGUCAAGGCAUACAUUACCUCGCUGGAGGGACAUCGUGCACAUGCGGCCAAAGAGUUCCCUCAACUGUCCAAUCAAUAUUUCGACCUGAUCUUCAAGCAUCACCAAUCGUCAUCCGAUCAAUCCAAGCACAUCCAAGACUCCAUCUCCAAGUUAUCCAUUUACUUCAACACACCAUCACCUCUAAUAUCUCUAGAAUUGGAGACCAAGUACAACUCCAUCAAGAAGUUGGUAUAA
This is a messenger RNA of Acytostelium subglobosum LB1, 3267 nucleotides long. RefSeq lists its product as hypothetical. The transcript has 4 exons. Lineage: Eukaryota; Evosea; Eumycetozoa; Acytosteliales; Acytosteliaceae. The record is from RefSeq and is a predicted model, not a curated record. Bases 1 to 3267 code for a protein of 1088 amino acids. Gene Ontology annotation, biological process: signal transduction.